AUGGCAGCCACGACCGUCCCGACGCAAGACAACAUUCUCAUCCCUGAGACGCUGCUGAAAAAGCGCAAGUCGCAGGAGAGGGCUCGUGAGGAGCGCGCAAUUGCGACACGGGAGAAGCGAGACAAGAGUAAGAAGAAGCGCGAGGUGAUCUUCCAGCGUGCUGAGAAGUACGUCAAGGAGUACCGCGAUGCCGACCGUGAGAAGAUACGUCUGAAGCGCGAAGCCAAGAAGCAAAACGAGCUCUACGUCCCCGAAGAGAACAAGCUCGCCUUUGUCGUUCGCAUUAAGGGUAUCAAUAAGAUCGACCCCAAGAAGCGCAAGACUUUGCAGCUCCUCCGCCUCCUGCAGAUCAACAAUGGUGUCUUCAUCAAGCUCACCAAGGCUACCUUGGAAAUGCUGAAGAUUGUUGAGCCAUUUGUUGCAUAUGGCUACCCCAACCAGAAGUCUGUCCGCGAACUCAUCUACAAGCGUGGAUACGGCAAGGUCGAUAAGCAGCGUCUACCGCUGACAGACAACGAGAUCAUCGAGGUGAACUUGGGAAAGUACGGCAUGAUCUGCAUGGAAGACCUCAUCCAUGAGAUCUACACUGUCGGCCCCAACUUCAAGCAGGCUUCGAACUUCUUGUGGCCCUUCAAGCUGAACAGCCCCAACGGCGGCUUCCAGAAGAGGAAGUUCAAGCACUUCGUUGAGGGUGGCGACCUGGGCAACCGGGAAGAUCACAUCAACGAGCUGAUCAGGCAGAUGAAUUAG
This is a messenger RNA of Boeremia exigua, 750 nucleotides long. Its product is annotated as 60S ribosomal protein L7. The transcript is spliced from 3 exons. NCBI's taxonomy places the organism in Eukaryota, Fungi, Ascomycota, Dothideomycetes, Pleosporales, Didymellaceae. The record is from RefSeq and is a predicted model, not a curated record. Gene Ontology annotation, biological process: maturation of LSU-rRNA from tricistronic rRNA transcript (SSU-rRNA, 5.8S rRNA, LSU-rRNA). Bases 1 to 750 code for a protein of 249 amino acids. Gene Ontology annotation, molecular function: RNA binding; structural constituent of ribosome. Gene Ontology annotation, cellular component: cytosolic large ribosomal subunit.